AUGUCUAUCGGGCAUUCAAGACAUCGCUCAAACUCGAAUAAGAGCUCUUCCGUCCGAUCUCACUCCGACAUCAAAUUGAAACCCCCAACUCCAAGCAUCACUCCAGGUGUCGACGAAUUCGCAUUCGAGCCAUCGGCUGCAACUGGAUCGUUUCUGCUAUAUGCACAGCAAAAUGUGAUAUUGUGUGUUCACCAUGAUACCCUGGCCGUAGAGAGACGGUUUACAAGACAUCGAGAGGAUGUGUCCUGGAUUAGCGCAGAUACCAUCAGCGAAAGAGGAGCUGGCCGGCUGGUAGUGAGCUACGAUGCAGGAUCAACGGCGAUAGUCUGGGACAUCCUCACCGGUGACGAGGUGGCACGAUUCGCCUCAUAUGAGCAGAUUCGAGUUGCAACAUGGAUGAAGAACGGAAAUGUCGCUUUUGGAAAUGCGCAAGGUAACAUCAUCUUGUUCGAACCUUCCACAUCGGAACACCUUUCCGCAAGAACCAUCUUCGAUCCAAUUACAGCACUGGCACCCGCCUCGGACUGCAGAACUUUUGCGAUUGGAUAUCUCAACGGCUCAAUCUUGAUCGCGACUCUGCAACCUUCUUUCACCAUCCUCCACACUCUCACUACCCCUAGAUCUCCCUCCCCUAUCUCCGGGUUGUCAUGGCAUGGCUCUUCGUCAAAGCAGAAGUCUGAGAUGUUGGCGGCUCAGACGUCAGACGGAGAUCUCAGAGUAUGGAGUGUUCCAAAGGCUCCACAUGGUGCGGAUACGCCUUGCGUGAUUCGUGUGCUUAACAAAUCGGACCAACGAGAGCCAGGACCCUGCUGGUUUGCUUGGUCGAAGAACGGGCGAAUCAUCCAAUACACUGAAGGGCAAACCUGCUCAUGGGAUGUGCGCACUAAGCGCGUAUCGUAUGAGACUAUUCCUACAGUCAAUGGCGUUGUUGCCAUAUGCAAUCAUGGUCCUACCGCCACACUCUUCACUGUGGGACGCAACUUCAGCGUCCAACAGUAUGACGUGAAUCCCAGCGGCACAGCACAGAUCGUUGCCAAUGUCCAGCAUGCUCCCGCUAACACCCCUCCAUCGCCUCCCAUUUCCUUGGACGAGCAAAGUAGACAGAUUGAGGAACCUGUAACAGCGCACCCUGUCCGGUCAGCGCCAGAAGCGUUUGUUGAAUCCGAGAGCGAAAGCGAAGGUCCUGUCAUGUCACCACUGCAGAAGAUUGCACAAGAGAUGGAUCAACUGGAAGAGGAGCGUCGUGAUCGUCUUGGGCCGUUGAGCCCAGUGUCAAGUCGAGGCUCACAGAGUUCACGGUCAUCGGGUAGCGGUCGCGCUCCACGCUAUCGCUAUGAUAAACCUUCUUAUGGCACCGCGCGAUCUUCCCGGAGUUCAGGAACAGUGUUCUCGUCCGGAACGACUUCGAACGCAGACACGUCUCGAGAGAGUAUUUCAAUUCGAUCUCUGUCGUCGGCGACUUCUUCCCGAUAUGGAUCAUCGGCGCAACGCAAGGAAGUGCAGAAGACUCCACCUAAACCGCAAGGUACACAGCCUAUGGACUUGUUUCCUUUUACGAAGGCCAGAUUGACCGACGUCCCUUUUCGAGCCUCUGAUCUCGGUCCUGAACGGACGCCUGAUGACCUUCGACACAACAUGCUGCGGGUAGUUUUCGGCUGGGAUAAUGAUAUUGAAGAACUCAUUCGGGAUGAACUUGCACGUCAUCAUCAUGGAUCCGCCGCAGCUGUACUUCUCUCCAAGUGGCUCGGCGACUCGGGCGCUGAUAUGCUGGCUUCCAUGGUCGGUACUGACUCGAUGACUUCGUCAGACUGGAUGUUACUUGCUUUGAGCAACAUGGGCCAAGGCUCGCAAAAGAAAGUGGGCGAGGCUUUCGUUCAGCGCCUGCUAGAGAAAGGUGACAUACACCCUGCUGUGGCCAUCCUGCUUGGUCUCGGUGAACACAACGAUGCCAUUGAGGUCUACGUCUCUCGAAAGUACUAUAUGGAAUCAGUCCUGCUUACCUCCCUAAUCUUCCCUACCGACUGGCAGAGACAAUCGUUUCUCGUCAGAAAAUGGGGAGAAGCCGCUGUCUCUCGUGGCAAAGCAGAGCUAGCUGUCAGGUGCUUUUCCUGUAUGGGUCUUGAGACCACUGAACCGUGGUUCUCUCCACGAGCGCAGGAUGCUGUCUUCUCUGCUCAAAAGCAGGCCUUACUUGGCUCUCAACUCAGCCCACCACUGUCCCCUCCUAGUGCAGGGAACAGCAGGAUUGCGGCCAGAAUGGCCUCACUCAAGCUUGUCACUGACUUCUCACGUGGAGUUCAACCCAAACAAUUUCAUCACGAAGACGACGAUCAGACUCCGGUAAAUGCCGGCGUUACUCCCAUUGUAGAGUCUGCUAUCAGCCCCUCUGGUGGCGGCCGCCCAUGGCUAGGCACAAGGGCCGCCCGAGACGCCUCGAGAGAACCAUCAUCUGCCAGAACUGCGACGCCUGGCUCUUACAACAGAAAGCGCUUUCCAUCUCGGUCAGAUGCUAGUCGUUCUACGACGAACAAUGAGAAUCUCGCCUCUCUUGUUAUUCCCGACCGAGGGCAACGUGGAGAGUCGCAUCCAAGGACUGCUAUCGACAAUGUCGGCCGUGAAGCAGAAACUCUCCCAUUCAGCACUCGUAGAGCAACUUCCGCCGCCCCCAAAGAACUCAUGCUCACUGCCACGACAUUUGACUCUGGAAAAUCUAAGGGAUACUUGCCCUCUCCAGCAGUAGGCGUCUUCGAGACCUACAAAGAGAGAACAACAGAAUCACGUAACAGUUCUCGAAGCCGCAAUAUACAGGACCUCCACCUUGAGAUGAAUGAGAUAAUAAUAGAGCAAAGACCAGAGUCAGGCUACGCCGACAAGCUAAGUCCGCCUUUGACAGGAUCGAGUUUGAAAAGUGCAAAGGCGCGUAGCAUGGAUCAAUACAUCAGCAGUCUUGAGGAGGCAAACCAUCACGCUCGCACCCGCGCUGAUUCGAGAACCGAGCAAAGACCGGCGUCACGCACAGGACGAGCUCGCAGCAAUACCCGCGACGAAUCUCAAAGUCGUGGAAGAUCUGGAGUUCGAUACAUUCGUCCUGCCAAACGUUCUCCAUCUUCACCUGUGCCUAUGUCACCUGAGGAUGCUGGUAUAUACGCAACGAAUACUGAGACUUUCGAUGAUGAACGAUUCUACAAGGUCGGUGUUCCUCCUCCCGUUGCACCAGAAUCUGUUGCGAGUACUCGCACCAACCGCAGCCGCGCGAGACGCGGGGCAAGCAAGGUUAGAUCUUCCUCCAAAACACCGCUUCGUACCGAAUCGCCUGAAGGUGCAACUCGUGCCCGAAGCAAGGGUGCUAGCCGAGCAUCCAGUCGGCGUCCAGCCGAAGACCGUGGAAGGAGCACUACACGUGGGGACAGUGCCACACAUUCUCCUCAAUCUCCCCAGGCAAUACAGCGCGAGGAGCAUGGCACUACCGAUUUCUAUGAAUUACCUCGCCCACGUUACCGAAGCACUAGCCGUCGGCCUGGUGAGGGUGGAGCAGGUACUCGACGAGAGCAGUCCUCAGAACGCCGCGUACCGCGCGACCGCUCUGUCAGUCGGAAACCCACGCCUGCACUCAGAGAAUCUAGCCGCUCACGCGUCAACUUCAGAGAGGCUUCUCCUGACUCAAUGACUUCGGGCCGUUCUGGUGUGUCGCGAUUACGUCCUAUGACACGCUCGAGGAAGGAGGUUGCCGCUAGGGAAUUGGAAGAACGCAGACAGUCCCUCGCUCGACGACCCUCGGCGCCUGUCAUUCCUCAUCCAGGAGAUUUGGCAUAUCGACCAGUUGGAUAUGAGCGUUCUCACACUGAUGACAUGCUGAACACACUUUCGUCAUACCGUGAUCCCAUUCAACGAAGCCAAACCGCUGAUCCCGAGAUUUCGAAGAGGUAUUCGCCUUCGACCAGGGCACCUGUUGGUGCGACCUCGAACUCAUCUGUGGCGAUCGGCCUUCCAGCCAAUCCCCGAGCUAUGCGUCAUCCUCGAUAUAUGACUGCUGACCUGUCCGAGGAAGAAGAAAUCCCUGCUGUCCCGACAAUCCCAGACAACCUCUCACACAUGCAGCAACCUCAGGACAGGUACGAAGAUAAUCUUGGGCCCCUACUCCCGGCGACUACUUUUGGACAAACCAUCAAUCUUCCCCGCUCUGCUUCGGCCCCUCCGCAGGAUCUCUUCCCACCUAAUUCUGGCAUGAGAAAUUCGCCUACAUACCCCAUUGUCAGCAGGCGUCCAUCCCUUGGUGGCACUCGCGGACACGUCAGGAUGAACACUGCACCUGACGCGUCUGCUCCAGCCAACUACAAGCGUAUCAGCCCACCUCCCUUCGCCGCCAGUAUUGCCGAGACUAUUCACGAGAGCCAAGUUGUCAUCCUCGAGCAAGACGACAGUGAGCCUCAUUUCCUCUCAGAACUUCAACAUCUGGCGGCUCCACCGCCUCCGCCUCCGCCACCGCCACCGCCACCUCCACCUCAAAUGUUUGGUAGCGGUAGUACUCCACACAGCCUCGGCAUGAUCAACAUUGCCAUUGAAGGAAGUCCAAUCGAAAAGCAGCAAGAGCUUUCAUCCAUCAUUUCGGGUGCAGGUUCUCCUCAUACUCAUCGUCGAGGCCAUGGAAGCGUGAGCGAAAAUCUCGGCAUGACCUUCAAGAGAGUUACCGACCGCAUGCGUAGCAACAGCCGUUCCCGCAACAAGUCUCCACCGAUGAUGCGCAAUGACGUCUCUCCUUAUGAGAGUAUGCCGGAAUACUCAUUUCCUCGGGGUGGUGGGAACACUCGUUCCCCUAUCGAGGGCGGCAACUUCGAUUCUUACUUUGGCAAGAUCCCACCUCCGCCCCCUCCACCCCAGCCUAUGGAGCAAGUCAUCCCGCCCAGUGACGCAGAGCAAUCCUUCUACAGGAACCCCAAGGAGAUUCGUGCCAAUAUGCCUCCAGAAACGCUGCAACCCGGUGUUUACAGGGCUGGCGUCUAUCACCCUAUGGACACCCCUAUGAUCUAG
Molecule: messenger RNA, 5028 nt
Organism: Dothidotthia symphoricarpi CBS 119687
Lineage: Eukaryota; Fungi; Ascomycota; Dothideomycetes; Pleosporales; Dothidotthiaceae
Product: WD domain-containing protein
Exons: 5
Coding region: 1-5028 (1675 amino acids)
Biological process (GO): positive regulation of transcription by RNA polymerase II
Cellular component (GO): nucleus
Molecular function (GO): transcription factor binding
Source: RefSeq, a predicted model, not a curated record